Molecule: messenger RNA, 688 nt
Organism: Lemur catta (Ring-tailed lemur)
Lineage: Eukaryota; Metazoa; Chordata; Mammalia; Primates; Lemuridae
Gene: ASDURF
Product: ASNSD1 upstream open reading frame
Exons: 4
Coding region: 108-398 (96 amino acids)
Source: RefSeq, a predicted model, not a curated record
AAGGAGCCCCUGGUAGUGCGCACGCGCUGUCGCCGGAGUGGGGUGCGGGGGAGGCUGCUGGGGUUUCGGCGGAGCUGCGAAGGCCGCGCGUCUUGCGCUUGGUGGAGAUGCCCAGCCGGGGAACGCACCCAGAGGACGUCGCUGUGCUGGCUUCCACCGACGAGUCGACCACGUACAAAGAGGAUCUAAGCAACAAGAUAAAAGAACAAAAAAUUGUUGUGGAUGAGCUGUCUAACCUGAAGAAGAAUAGGAAAGUAUACAAGCAGCAACAGAACAGCAACAUAUUCUUUCUUGCAGACCGAACAGAAAUGCUUUCUCAAAGCAAAAACACAUUAGAUGAACUGAAAAAAGAAUUCCAAGAAAUAGAAAACUCAGAGAAGACCAAAAUCAAGAAGUAAUCAACCUGAUACCACGUAACAAUGUGUGGCAUUUGUUGUUCUGUAAGCUUUUCCAUUGAUAAUUUCAGUAAAGAUUUAAAAGAGGAUUUGCUGUACAAUCUUAAGCGACGGGGACCCAGUAGUAGUAAACAGCUGUUCAAGUCUGAUGUUAACUACCAGUGUUUAUUUUCUGGCCACGUCCUUCACUUGAGAGGUGUUUUGACUGCCCAGCCCCUGGAAGACGAAAGAGGCAAUGUGUUCCUAUGGAAUGGAGAAGUGUUUAGUGGAAUAAAGGUUGAAGCUGAAGAGAA